CCCUGCCGCCGCCUUCGGUGGUGGCCUGGCCAGCCCGCCCGCGGCUCUCCCCUUCUCUCCCUGUCUCCAGUCUCGGUCUCCACGAGUCUAUCCCACACCCCUUCUCUCCGCCUCUCUUUCUCUCCGUCUCUCUCGCUCCCCUCGGAGAUGAGGCCGGGGUCGGCACCCCAGGCCAGCCCGCUCAGCCCUCUCCAGGGAUAGGCCGGGGCGGGGAGCUGCACUGGACAGACUGCACUGGACAGCUGCACCGACCAACUAAGCCGGAGCCCAGCCGGGGAGAGGAACACGUGCCAGCCGUGCCCCGUCACCAUGGACCCCCCAUCCCUGGACACAGCCAUCCAGCACACCCUGGCAGGUCUCUAUCCCCCUUUUGAGGCCACAGCACCCACCAUCUUGGGUCAAGUGUUCCGUCUCCUGGAUUCUGACUUCCGGGGCGAUGGGCUGAGCUUCCUCCUGGAUUUCCUGAUCCCUGCCAAGCGCCUGUGUGAACAAGUGCGCGAAGCAGCCUGUGCCCCCUACUCACACCGCGUCUUCCUGCACGAGGGCUGGCCGCUGUGCCUGCGGAAUGAGGUUGUGGUCCACCUGGCACCCCUCAAUCCCCUCUUACUGCGCCAGGGGGACUUCUACCUCCAAGUUGAGCCCCAGGAGGAGCAGUCUGUCUGCAUCAUGAUCAAGUGCCUCUCUGUGGACCUCCGCACAGUGGACACGAAGCCUGUUCCCGUGGCAUCCUACCCUGUACUUUUCACCCAAGCAUGGCUGGAGGCCAUCAACGGUGACUUUGAGGGAAGUCCCCUACACAACUGCCUGGUAGCUUCAGGAGAUGGGAUUGCCCCUGUGCCCUGGACCAAGAUAACCAGUCCAGAGUUUGUGGAUGACAGACCCCAAGCAGUAAAUGUCCUCUCCUCUGCUUGGAGAUCCCUUCAAUUAGAAGCACUGGAUUUGAGCAGCCCUCAAGAGCUGCACCAGGCCAGGUCCCCUGGCAGCCAGGUGCUGCUCACCCAGAGUUUGGCCAAGGGCAAGGGCAGGACAUAUGGGAACAAGUAUCCAGGACUCAUCAAGGUGGAGCAAACUGGGCCUGGGGAGGUGGCCUUUAGGAUGGAUGACGUGACCAGUCAGGACUUGGAGGGAGAUUACGUGGCUCUCCUGGACUUUUCCCAAGAGAGCAGAGGAGUGUCUCCCAGGAAGGAGAUGGAGACAUCCAAUGGGUGUCGUUUGGGGGCACUGGUAGAGCUAUCUGGAGCAAAGGAAAUCCCUUUCUCGCAAAGGAUUCUGCCUCUCUCAGGGGCCAGUGGAGGGCAUUCCUUGGAAAAAUGGGCUUGUGAGAAGCCAGCAAGCUCAGAGGAGGAACUCUGUGUUUUGGGCUUGAGGACAAAGGUUAAUCAUAAAGUCCCCACCCAAGACUCAGAACACCAACCCCAAGAGCCCUACCUCAGCAUCCUUGUAAACCCACUGCAUUGUGCCUCUGGCCUCAGGGUGGGUGUCUCAGAAGAGCCUGCUGCGUCCAAGACACAGGGACCUCUGGGAAACCCAGAGAGUAUGGUCCAGUUCAGUCUUGGACCAAAACAAGCAUCCUCUCCCCGGCUGCGCCCAUCUUCUCCUCCUGCUGCUCCAGCCCCUGAAACCAAGAUGGAAGAGAGGACCAAACAGGGAGAUGGGAGACUUCCCAAGCCUGUGACCAGCCCCAGUAGAAACACUUCCUCUUUCAGUUCCCCCGCUCCUGGGCUCAAACUCUCACUCUUAAAGGGGCAGAGGCAAGCCCGUGCGCCCCCGGAAAAAGUCUCACUCCAGCAUGAUGGGCCCUGGAAGGUCUUGUGUUCGCUCUACUCUCCCAAACCCAGCCGAGCCAAGUGCUUGGGGAAAGCUGGAACAACUCAGACCAAAACAUCUGGCCCAGACGCUGACUCAGACCCACUGACUGAGCAAAAGGAUGGCUUCCCAGAAGCUUUGGCAGGCCCUCCAGAGAAAGGCCCCACUCUGACAGAGGACCCCCCAGGGCCUGAGCCCAGGAUUGGGACUCUGAGUGUUGAGAUCUUCCGUUCCAGGAUAGCAUGCCUGCCAGGCGGUCGGGACAGGGCGGGGCGGCCCCUGCUUCUGGUGUCCACCACCAAGGGCCCCUGGGAGGCGCCAUGGUGCACGGCCUCAGAGGUCACCAAGCUGUUCUCCUACCUGUGCACCGUCCCCAGGCCUGAAGAUAAAACCAAGGGGCUGGCGGUUGUGAUUGAUGCCAGGAAACAGCCCCCACAUCCUGGUCUGGUCAGUGCCCUGCAGGCCACCCAGGCUCUGGUUCCAGCCUCCAUCCGUGCUAUGCUAUUCCUGGGGGAGAAGGAGGCUGCUCUCCAGCUGGAGGCAUUACCUGACAUCCAGGUAGAGGUGCUGACCUCACUGAAGGCCCUCAGUCACCACGUGGACCCCAGCCAGCUGCCCACGGCCCUGGAAGGCCCCUUCCCCUACUGCCAUGGCGAGUGGGUGCAAUUCUUCCAGAAGCUGGACCCUUUCCUUGCUGACCUCCGCCAGGCUUCCUCCCUGCUAAAGGCUUCUAUCAAGGAGUUUGAGAAGUGCGACCCCCCUGGAGGGGUGCAGGAGGCCUCUAGGUGUCUGAGCAAAUCCAAGGAGCUGAUGGAGGCCGUGCUGAGGGACCCAGGCCUCCUGGGCCUCCAGCGGGAAGGUGGAGCCACGCUGGCCAGGCUGUGGCAGGAAGGCAGCAGGCUGGACUUCAACCCGGACGUCAGGAGCCACCUGGCUGAAGCUGCUGCUCUGUACAGCCUCGUGGAUGAGCAGCUGCAUGUCCUUGUCACCGCGUCCAACCAUCUCCUGAGGAGGCUGGAGCUCCGGGUCCGCCUGGGCCGCCUGGAGGCUGCCAUCCACCAGGUCGGCAACUGGAUAGAGCAGGAAGGAAACCGGUGCCUGCAGGUGCUGACCCCCAAGGACGGAAGCUUGGAGACAGUGGAGAAAGCCCAUGCAGAGUUUGAGGACUUCUUCCUUCAGGCUGCGGCCCAGUACCGCCAUGGCCUGGAGCUGUCCAAGGAGGCGGCCCAGCUGGGAGCUGCAGCCCGAGGGUCCGGGGAGGCAGGAGGGACGGAGCUUCCGGAGCUGGUAGCCUUCUCCUUCACCCAGCGGGCCUUCCAGGCUAAGCUGACCCACUUCUACAUGGCAGCUGAGCGGCAACGCACCGACCUGGAGACCCUGCUCCACCUCCACCACUUCUGUAAGAAGGUGACCUGGUUCCACAUGGACUGUCAGGACCUGAUGGCCCAACUCAGGCUUGGCAAGGCCCAAAAGGCCAGCCCUGGGGACCAGCGCCGCCUCCACCGUUACCUGCAGCGCCUGGCGUCUGAGUUCCCUGCUGAGAAGCUCACGGCCGUGGGGCUGCAGGUGGCCUCUCUGAGCCAGGAGGGCGUGGGCCGGGACCUGUGGGAGGAGGCCCGGGUGAGACAUGAGGAGAUCCAGACCCUCCUGAAGAAGGCACUGGCCCACUGUCCAUGCCCAGCAGGCCCCACUGCCCACCUGGCAUGCCUGGAACUCAGAGGGGUGGCCAUCAAGGGCCAGGGGCUGGAAGGAGAAGUCACUUGCAAGGGAAGACGGGACCUGCCACUCCAGAACUCACCGGGCCUGGAUCAUUCACCAAAAUCCUGUUGGCCUCCUUGGGCGCCCAGACGGGGACAGAACAGAAAUUUCCGGGCAGACCCUCCACCCCAGGAAGCUGGCCAGGCUGUUGAGGCUGGUGAAGGUAAAAGCAUCCCCAGGCCCCUCGAUUCUGCCCCCGAGCGUUUUCUGGCCACCCUCUUCUCCUGGCAGCGGCUCCCCAGGCAGAGUCAAAUCCCCCGUCCCCCUGGGGGCAGCUUCUCCUCAGAGGGGACAGACUCACAGACGUCUCUGGAAGACUCACCACAGACAAGUCCUCCCGCGUCCCUCUAGCUGGGAGCGCCUGUCAAUCACACCAGGCUCCCAGGUCAGGGGUGGCUGGGGUGGGGCCCAGCUACAGAGAAAGCUGGGGAGCCCUGGACGAUCCAUCGAGACUUGGCCACUGAGUUUGGCCUGUGCUGGGAAGACAAGUCCCGCACCUGCUCCCGGCCCCCGGAACGUCCAGGAAGACCUGACUCCACACAUUCAGAAGAGUGAGAGUGGAGGUUGGCGCAGGAUGCGGUAGAGUGUGGGAUUGGCUCCAAAACCCCAAACUCUCACUGUGGAAAGAGCUAUGGUACAGACCCUUCCAGAGGUCUCGGAUGUGUGCAGGCCAGACGCCCACCUGGAAUUCAGGGAUAUGCGAGCUUGCUUUUGGGGCACGAGGGGCAGGUUGCCCUCAUACGGAACACCAAGUGGGCAGACUGGACAGUGGCUUCUUGUCUUAAGGUCCCAUGAAACAGACCCUAGACAAGGAUUCGAGUGUGCAUUUAUUUGGCAGGGAUCCCAGGAGCCACUGGUGAAGGAGCAGGGAGGCGAGGCUGGGAAGGAUGUAAAGGGUGUGCUGUCAAGCAGAUUACCGCAUGUAAUUUUUUCGCUGUCACCACUGGCCUCGGGCAAAGCGAAUCACCUGCUGGAGGCCAGUGAGUACGCAAGGGAUGGGGAAGGGCGGUGGACUGUCUGCUGCGUCUCUGCUGUGUCAUUUGGCUCCUCCAACUGCCAUGGGCCAUCAGUCGUGAGUUCAAGGAACCCCAGAGAGGACCCCCUCCCUCUCCCAUGAUCUCUGUCUUCUCCUCCUCCUCACCACGGCUCCUUAGAGCCUCCAUCCACUCUCCCCACCCUCAAGCCCCCUCUCAAUUUAGGCACAGUCUCUGGUGCCCAGUGUCAUCGUGUUCUGCUGUGGUUGAGACUGGGAGUGGGGGCAGUCUCCAUCCAGCAGGUGGUGUGGGGAGACAGUGGGAAAAGGCCUUUUCACCUCUGAUCUCAGAGCAUUUGGAAGACAGAGAGCCUUUCCCACUGCCCAGAGUGACCCUGGCUAGCGCCUCCCCUGAAUGUCAUCAUCCUGAGAGUGUGCGCCCCCUGCCUCUGCCUUAGGAUGAGACCAAGAUGACUUCUGGCAGCCUAGCCCUAGAAUUUUCCUGGCUCCGGGGAGAGGGUGUGGCACACAUCCUCCCACAAAAUGAGGAGGCAGAAGGAGAGGGAGGCAGGACCAGAGCGGGCCAGGGAGGACAAAGAGGGUUUCUCAGGAGUCUCCUUGGCAGAGAGAGCCGCACAAACCUCAACGCCCAAAAUGUCUUCAGGAAUCUUCCAAGACUGAAUAUUUCGUCAAGAGUAGUCUGGGGCCUGUCUGUCUCAGAACCACAGGCAGAGCUCAUCAAAGGUAGCUUCCUAGGAGAUCCCACCCCAGAUAAUUAAAAUCAGACCCUUGGGGACAGGGGUGGCUAGAAUCUGCAUCUGUAACCAACUACUCGGGUAUAACCCAUGCAACACAGUGAGGUGGGGGUGCCGUUGGGAAACGCUUGGGGCUGAGGUCUGAGCCGGCCCCCCGCCCGGAGCCAGCUCUGAUGCUCCCGUUCCACUCUCCUGCCUUCUGUCCACACAGGCCUGAGGAUGCAGGAGGCAUUUGAUCAGCCCAUCUCCAGCCAUGCCUAUUGCCUCAGAGGGGGGCCAAAGUCUCUUAAAAUGCUGUUGCUGUAGCAACAGCAUCCAGCCAGUGGGGACCACAGGCAGGGAGCCAGGGUACCUGGGGUGCAAGUAUGAAAACUGACUUCUAAGAGACUACAGCUACAUCUAGGGAUAAGGGGGGUUCAAGCACAGUGUGGAUAAUCCAAGAAUCCUUGGGAGGGAGGGGUCCCUGAAGCCAUCUUAUGCAUCUCUCUGUCUCCAAAAGAGCCAAGCCUCAACAACCUGUCUACUCACAGGAGCCCAUGGAGGAGGAGGGGAUGCAGAAAUGAAAUAUAAUAAUAUUAAUAGCGAACAUUUACUCUACAUUUUCUUUGUGCCUGGCUUGGUGCUAAGCCCUUUAUAAACUUGGUAGGGCUUGUUGCAUUUUUCACAACAAUCUGAUGAAACCAAUACUAAUUUCACCCCAUUUUACUGAGGAGGAAACUGACACUCAGAGAAGUCAAGGUGAUACCUUGCCUAGUGUUAUGUAGCGAGUGGCCAAGCUAGUACUUGAUACAACACUGAUGCUCUGGACUCACCCUCAGACAAACCUGGGCUAAUCACUGGUUCUGCAGUGGCCACGGGCUUUGUCCCCUCAGCAGUCCUGCUAUGCCUGGACUGUGCCCAGGGGCUUGGGCUGGGCAGGGCUUGGCCCUUUGGGCAGUGCUUACCCUGGCCUCCUGUACCCAAGGCAGUGUGGCGCAGAGGU
Molecule: messenger RNA, 6274 nt
Organism: Camelus dromedarius (Arabian camel)
Lineage: Eukaryota; Metazoa; Chordata; Mammalia; Artiodactyla; Camelidae
Product: KIAA1755 ortholog
Exons: 14
Coding region: 310-3915 (1201 amino acids)
Source: RefSeq, a predicted model, not a curated record